This is a messenger RNA of Paramecium sonneborni, 1705 nucleotides long. Lineage: Eukaryota; Ciliophora; Oligohymenophorea; Peniculida; Parameciidae. The record is from the annotation of a GenBank genome assembly.
AUUUAUCAUAAAAUAUUUUAUUAUGCAGCCAUAAAAUUAGUUUUCAUUAUUUGGAAAUGUGCAAGUGAAUGAAGCUGAAUAAAAUAGCGAAGUGAAGAAAAAAAGAGAAGAAUUUGCAACAGAAAUCAGGUCUAGGGAACGAAAUUCUAUAAUAAACAAUAAAAGAUUAGCUUAAAAUGUAGCUCAUAUUGAUUAUAUUAUUUUAGAACUAAACACAAAAACUUCCUGAAUCCUAACCAUUGAUACCAUCAACUCUUCCAUAAGAAUUGUAAAUGGCAUUAAAAGCUCAACAAGAACAUCUAUAAAAAAGACAAUUUUCAUUUGAGGAUUUUCCUGAAGUUCUACAAAAGAUCUUUUCAACAGAUAUUUUAUAAUUACACUAUGGAGUGACAGGAUUAAGAAAGAUGUUAUCUGUAGAAGUAAGAUGUAUAUAGAAAUAAUAAAGUCAGGUGCGCCAAUAUAGUAGGUGAUUGAUGCGAAUUUGGUACCAAAAUUAAUUGACAUAAUUUAAAAAGAAUAAAUACCUCAAUUGGUCUUAGAAGCAGCUUGGGCCUUGACAAAUGUAGCUAGUGGAACAACUUAAUAAACUUAAUCCAUAAUUGACAAAGGUGGAAUAUAUUUAUUUGUGAAACUUUUAAGUUCAUAAUAUAAAGAUAUUGCUGAAUAAGCAGUAUGGGCCAUAGGUAAUAUUGCAGGAGAUUGUACACAAUAUAGAGAUCUAAUAUUAAGAGUAGGUGGAGUGGAUCCUUUGAUAGCCAUUAUGUAAAAUGCUUAAAACAAAAACACUAUUAAACAUUGUACUUGGUCUUUAAGUAAUCUUUGCAGAGGAAAACCAAUUCCUGAAUUUAAGGUAUUGAUUUUAAUAUAUAUAAUAAUAGUAUGUUAAGAAUGCAUUACCAGUCUUUUGUAAAGUCAUAAUAGAUGAUACUGAUCCAGAAGUAUUGACAGAUGCUUGUUGGGCAUUAUCAUAUUUAAGUGAUGGAGAUAACAGUAGAUUAUAAACUGUUAUUGAUUCACAGGUGGUUCCAACUCUAAUAAGAUUGCUUGAUCAUUCAUCUCUACAAUUGGUGAUACCAACUUUAAGGAUUUUAGGAAAUGUUGUAACUGGAGAUGAAGUCUAAACAACAUAUGUAUUAAAUUAAGGUUUAUUAUAAAAAAUACCUAAGUUGCUAUCUCAUGAUAAGAAGGCUAUCAGAAGAGAAGUAUCAAUAUUUUAUAUUUAAGGCAUGCUGGACAAUCUCAAAUAUCACUGCUGGUAGUAGCAAUCAGGUUAGUCAAGUGAUUAGAGAUUCUGCUAUAUUGGAAAAACUAUUCACUUUGAUGACCACUGAUGUUGAAGAAAUUGUGAGGGAAGCCACUUGGGCCAUUUCCAAUUCAACUAAACAUGGAAGCAAUUAAGAUAUCUAAUUGAUUGUUUAAAAAGGAUUGCUUAAUGUUUUCAAACAUCUAUUAGAAGGUGAAGAUACUCAAACUAUGACUGUAGUUCUAGAAGCCAUAUUCAAUGUCUUGAAAAGAGGUUUCUAAAUAUUUUUAAGAUUUAGGUGACUAAGAUUUUAAAGAGGACAAUUAUUACUUAACCAAAUUAGAAGAAAUGGGGGUCAUUUCUAAAAUUGAACAAUUGCAAAAACAUUAGAAUCAGGGUGUCUAUCAAAAAUGUUUUAACAUUUUAGAACAAUAUUAUGAAGCAGAAUCAGAAUUAUGAUAU